GGUCACAACAAACCCAGCUGACCAGUGAACUGGACCACCUCCACCUCUGUAGGGAAAAUAGAGCCACGUUGGACGGAAACGUAGCAUUUAGUUUUCACCAUGUUUAAUCUGAUGAAAAAGGACAAGGAGAGGGAAGGGAGUAGGAAGGAGAAGAAAGAUAAAAAGGAGAGGAUGUCUGCAGCAGAGCUGCGCAGCCUGGAAGAGAUGAGCAUGCGGCGAGGUUUCUUCAACCUGAAGAGGGAGGCGAAGCGUGAGUCCAAGAACAAACUGGAGAUCUCCAACCCCAUUCCCAUCAAAGUGGCCAGCAGCAACGAGCUCACCCUCACUGACAUUGAAUCGGAUGGCUUGAGCAACCGAAGCAGCAUGGUUCUGGAUGACCAGCUCAGCGCUGCCAGCUCCACCGAUGACCUGAAGGGCGAGGGUGGAGGAGGACAGGAUGGACACCGCAGCUCAGUCCAUGAACGCGUGGCUCACUUCGGUUCUCUUGCCAAGCAGAACUCCUCGCAGGUGGGUCAGAUGAUGAAACGCUUCUCCUUUUCCCAGAAGAGCAAAGAGGAGAGCCCUUCAGAGAGCUCCACCCCCUCAGGCCAGAACUCUGCUGCCCCGUCCCCGCAUGUGGAGAGCAAAGUCUUGGGCAUGCUCCGCAAGCACAGCCUCAAGCAGCAGCAGCCCGGAGCACCAGCCACCAAAAAAGUCUGCAUCCCUGAAGUGGUCGACAAGACCUUCCCCGCACAGCUGCAGCUGCCGGCUGUGGUCGCACCGAGCGCACCAGAAACACGUGAGCUGGAGCUCCAACGCCGCAACACUGGUGACUUUGGAUUUUCUUUGCGUCGCACCACUAUGCUGGACCGCAGCGUUGACGGAGGAGUGUACAGGCGUGUGGUCCAUUUUGCCGAGCCUGGUGCCGGCACGAAGGACCUGGCACUGGGGUUGGUGCCGGGCGACAGGCUGGUGGAGAUAAACGGGCGUAACGUGGAGAACAAGAACCGGGACGAGAUAGUGGAGAUGAUCCGUCAGUCGGGAGACACGGUGAGGCUGAAGGUGCAGCCGAUCCUGGAGCUGAGCGAGCUGAGCCGCUGCUGGCUGAGGAACACAGAGGGCCUGCGCCGGGAGGCCAGACAUGUGAAGACAGAGGAGCAGAUCGCAGCUGAACAAGCCUGGUAUGGAUCAGAGAAAGUCUGGCUCGUCCACAAAGAUGGCUUCUCCCUGGCCACCGUGGUGAAGACGGAGGCCGGCGCCCUGCCAGAGGGCAAGGUGAAAAUCAAACUGGAGCAUGAUGGGACAGUACUGGAUGUGGAUGAAGACGACAUAGAAAAGGCCAACCCUCCAUCGUACGACCGAUCCGAGGACCUGGCCUCGCUGCUCUAUCUGAAUGAAUCCAGCGUGAUGAACUGUCUGAGGCAGCGCUACGGAGGCAACCUCAUUCACACCUACGCUGGACCCAACAUGGUGGUCAUCAACCCCCUCAGCACCCCCUCCAUGUACUCUGAGAAGGUGAUGCACAUGUUCAAAGGCUGUCGGCGCGAGGACUCGGCUCCUCAUAUCUACUCCGUGGCCCAGUCGGCCUACCGCAACCUGCUCACCACCCGGCAGGAUCAGUCCAUCGUGCUGCUGGGAAAGUCUGGCAGCGGCAAGACCACCAACUGCCAGCACCUGCUCCAGUAUCUGGUCUCCAUCGCCGGCAGCACGGGCAAAAUCUUCUCUGCUGAGAAGUGGCAGGCCGUCUACACCAUCCUGGAAGCUUUUGGCAACAGCUCCACCUCCAUGAACACUAACGCCAGCCACUUCUCCCACGUGGUGUCCCUCGACUUCGACCAGGCCGGGCAGGUGGCCUCCGCCUCCAUCCAGACGAUGCUGCUGGAGAAACUGAGGGUGAGCAGGCGACCCGAGGGAGAGUCCACCUUCAACAUCUUCUACUACAUGAUGGCCGGAGCUGACAGCACCCUGAGAACUGAGCUGCACUUUAACCACCUGGCCGAGAACAGCGCUUUUGGGAUCGUUCCACAGUCGAAGCCUGAGGACAAGCAGCGAGCCGCGCAGCAGUUCACCAAGCUGCAGGCAGCCAUGAAGGUGCUGGGCAUCUCCAGCGAAGAGCAGAAGGCCCUCUGGCUCAUCCUGGGGUCCAUUUACCACCUGGGGGCCGCAGGAGCCACUAAAGACGGAGAUGAAGCGGGACGUCGGCAGUUUGCCCGUCACGAAUGGGCCCAGAAAGCGGCAUACCUGCUGGGCUGCACCUUGGAGGAGCUGUCCUCCUCCAUCUUUAAGCACCAGACCAAAGGACUGCAGCAUUCCACCUCGUUCAGGGGGGCGCAGGACGAGGCCGGCCAAGGUGACAGCUCAGGCUCUAAGGUCACAGCUCUGGAGUGUUUGGAGGCCAUGGCAUCAGGACUCUACUCGGAGCUCUUCACUCUCGUCAUCUCCCUCAUUAACAGGGCUCUGAAGUCCAGUCAGCACUCUCUGUGCUCCCUGCUGAUCGUGGACACCCCGGGUUUCCAGAACCCCCGAUUGGCUCAGCAGCAGCGGGGGGCCACCUUCGAGGAGCUCUGCCACAACUACACCCAGGAGCGGCUGCAGACCCUGUUCCACGAACGCACCUUCGUCCAGGAGCUGGAGAGAUACAAGGAGGAAAACAUAGAGCUUGCUUUAGAUGACAUAGAGUGCAGUACCUCGCAGUCUGUAGCAGCUAUUGACCAAGCCUCAACCCAAGCUCUGGUACGCACUCUGGCCCGGACCGAUGAGGCUCGAGGCCUCUUGUGGCUGAUGGAGGAGGAGGCAGUUCAGCCUGGAGGUUCAGAGGAAACCAUGCUGGAGAGACUCUUCAGCUACUACGGCUCUGCACAGGGAGAAAACAAAGGGGCCAGUCUGCUGCUGCGAGGAGAGAAGCCCCACCUCUUCCUGCUCGGUCACAGCCACGGGACAAACUGGGUGGAGUACAAUGCUCAGGGCUGGCUGAGCCACGCCAAGCACAACCCCGCCGCCCAGAACGCUGCCACACUCCUGCAGGACUCCCAGAAGAAGAACAUCAGUGGGCUGUUCAUGGGCCGGGCCAGUGGGGCCACAGUGUUGUCGGGCUCCAUCGCCGGUCUUGAGGGCAGCUCUCAGCUCGCCCUGCGACGAGCCACCAGCAUGAGGAAAACCUUCACUACAGGUGUGGCUGCUGUCAAGAAGAAGAGCCUGUGUAUCCAGGUCAAGCUCCAAGUGGAUGCUCUGAUAGACAUGGUGCGUCGCUCCAGGGUUCAUUUCGUCCACUGCCUGCUGCCCAAAGCAGAGGCAGUGGGUGGAGGUGGUGAGCCCCGAGUGACGCACGGAGAAAGCCCCGACUCAGGCCUUAUGACUUUGGACGUCGGCCUCCUGAGAGCUCAGCUCCGAGGAUCAAAGCUGCUGGAUGCACUUCGCAUCUACAGGCAAGGAUAUCCAGACCACAUGGUGUUCUCCGAGUUCCGCAGGCGCUUUGAUGUCCUGGCACCACACCUGACCAAGAAGCAUGGCCGCCACUACAUUGUCACGGAUGAGAAGAGGGCAGUGGAGGAGCUGCUGGAGUCCCUGGAGCUGGAGAAGAGCAGCUACUACAUGGGGCUGAGCAGGGUGUUCUUCAGAGCAGGGACUCUGUCCAAGCUGGAGGAGCAGCGGGACGUGAAGACCAGGAGGAACAUCUCUCUGUUCCAGGCUGCCUGCAGGGGAUACCUGGCCAGACAGGCCUUCAAGAAGAGGAAGAUCCAGGACUUGGCCAUCCGCUGCAUCCAGAAGAACAUAAAGAAGAAUCGUGGCGUCAAAGGCUGGCCGUGGUGGAAGCUGUUCACCACCGUCAGACCUCUGAUCGAGGUGCAGCUCACUGAGGAACAGAUCCGCGGGAAGGACGAAGAGAUUCAGCAGCUGAAGCAGAAGCUGGAGAAGGUGGAGAAAGAGAGGAACGAGCUGAGACUCAACAGUGACCGUCUGGAGAGUCGGAUCACAGAGCUGUCAUCAGAGCUGGCUGAUGAGCGGAACACCGGGGAGUCGGCCUCCCAGCUGCUGGAGACCGAAACUUCUGAGAGACUCCGUCUGGAGAGAGACAUGAAGGAGCUGCAGGCCAAGUUCGACAGCAUGAAGAAGCAGAUGGAGUCCAUGGAGAUGGAGGUGAUGGAGGCUCGACUCAUCAGGGCCUCGGAGCUCAAUGGAGAGAUGGAUGAUGACGACACAGGAGGGGAGUGGAGGCUGAAGUACGAGCGAGCCAUCAGGGAGAUCGAGUUCACCAAGAAGAGACUGCAGCAGGAGUUUGACGACAAGCUGGAGGUGGAGCAGCAGAACAAACGGCAGCUGGAGAGGAGGAUCAGCGACCUGCAGGCCGAUAACGAGGAGUCCCAGAGAAACAUCCAGCAGCUGAAGAAGAAAACUCAACGACUGACGGCCGAACUGCAGGACACCAAACUUCACCUGGAGGGACAGCAGAGCCGCAACCACGCACUGGAGAAGAAGCAGAGGAAGUUUGACGGUGAGCUGAGUGCAGCCCAGGAGGAGGUGCAGAGGGAGAAGAGCCUGAGGGAGAAACUCGCCCGAGAGAAGGACAUGCUGACCGGAGAGGCCUUCAGCCUCCGGCAGCAGCUCGAGGACAAGGACCUGGAGGUGUGUGCAGUCAACCUGAAGCUGGACCAGCUGGAGGCUGAGCUGCAGGACCUCAACUCCCAGGAAUCCAAAGAUGAGGCAUCGCUGGCCAAGGUGAAGAAGCAGCUUCGCGACCUGGAGGCCAAGGUGAAGGACCAGGAGGAGGAGCUGGAUGAGCAGGCCGGCACCAUCCAGAUGUUAGAACAGGCCAAGCUGCGUCUGGAGAUGGAGAUGGAGCGUUUACGUCAAACCCAUUCCAAGGAGAUUGAGAGCAAAGACGACGAGGUGGAAGAGAUCAGACAGUCGUGCAGCAAGAAGCUGAAGCAAAUGGAAGUCCAGCUUGAGGAAGAGUACGAUGAGAAGCAGAAGGUGCUGAAGGAGAAGAGGGAGCUGGAGUCGAAGCUUCUGUCAGCUCAGGACAAGGUGAGAAGUGGCGACAUAGAGACCGAGAAGCGCUUGAGGAAGGACCUGAAGAGAACCAAAGCUCUGCUGGCCGACGCCCAGAUCAUGUUGGACCACAUCAAGAACAACGCACCGAGCAAGAGAGAGAUCGCCCAGCUCAAGAAUCAGCUGGAGGAGUCCGAGUUCACCUGUGCGGCUGCAGUUAAAGCUCGUAAGUCCAUGGAGGUGGAGAUCGAAGACCUGCACGUGCAGAUGGAGGACAUCUCCAAAACGAAGCAGGGGCUGGAGGAGCAGCUGAGUCGUCUGCAGAGAGAGAAGAACGACCUGCAGUCCAGGAUGGAGGAGGACCAGGAGGACCUGAACGAGCUGAUGAAGAAGCACAAGGCCGCUGUGGCCCAGUCAGCCCAGAACCUGGCCCAGAUCAGUGACCUGCAAGCCCAGCUGGAGGAGGCCCUCAAGGAGAAGCAGGAGGUUCAGGAGAAGCUGCAAGCCCUCCAGAGCCAGCUGGAGUUCCAGGAGCAGUCCAUGGUGGAGAAGUCCCUCGUCAGCCGGCAGGAGGCCAAGAUCCGCGAGAUGGAGACCAAGCUGGAGUUUGAGAAGACCCAGGUCAAACGCCUGGAGAGCCUCGUAGCUCGUCUCAAGGAGAACGUGGAGAAGCUGAUGGAGGAGCGAGAUCAGCGCAGCAGCAGCGAGAACCGAGAGAAGGAGCAGAACAAGCGUAUGCAGAGACAGAUCCGCGACGUCAAAGAGGAGAUGGGAGAACUGGCCAAAAAGGAAGCCGAGGCCAGCCGCAAGAAACACGAGCUGGAAAUGGACAUCGAAAGCUUAGAGGCUGCUAAUCAGAGCCUGCAGGCAGACCUCAAGCUGGCCUUCAAAAGGAUCGGAGACCUCCAGGCGGCCAUCGAGGAUGAGAUGGAGAGUGACGACAAUGAAGACCUCAUUAACAGUUUGCAAGACAUGGUGACAAAGUAUCAGAAAAGGAAGAACAGAACUCAGGGGGAUUCAGACACGGACUCUGAGGUGGAGGAUCGUGUGGACGGGGUGAAGUCCUGGUUGUCCAAAAGCAAAGGUUCUGCAAAGAACCUCUCGGAUGACGGCAGUCUCAAGAGCUCCAGAUGUGCUGUAAAUGUAGACGCAAAGGAAGGGAAAGAGUCGAAAGAGGGUAAGGAAUGGAAAGAGGUAAAUAAAGAGGGCAAAGACAUAGAAUCGAGCAGACCGAUAAGCUCCCUUAGCUACAGAAAACGAUCCAACCUUGAUUCCAUCGGGGGCAAAGGAAGCGCCCUCUUCAGUGCCCUCAAGGAGAAUGCCGAGUCGGAAGAUGCUCUAUGCUUCUCGAAGGCCAAAUCCAAAAGCUUGGAUCUUCAAGAUGACACCUACUCGGUCAGCUCCAGGAGGAAGUCCCAGGUAGGAGAUGACAUAAAGGACAGAGAAUCCGUCAUCUCCCAGGCCUAUUCAGAGGCCAACAGCCGAGCCAGGAAAGGCAUGGACAGUCGCUGGGCGGACUUUGACAAAGAAUCAACCAUCUCAUUCAACGCACCAAGCCGGGCCUCCACACGUCUUGGGUUAAGCCCAGAGAACGAUGCUAAAUCUACCAUCAGCUUAGGUCUGUCAAGCCCACGUGGACAGCGUCGAAGCACCUCGCGCGUAGAUGAGGGCAGAGGUGGGUGGUCAACAUACGGCAGCAGUCCCAGUAGCCCUUGUUUUAGCAGACGGUCUGGGGGUCGCAGUCCCGGAAGUGUUAGCCGAGCUGAAUCCCGUAUGUCUCUGGCACGCAGCUGCCGCCUGAGCGAGUUUGAUGUUGAUAUCGACGACAGUCGAAGUGUGGCCUUCACCGAGAGGUCGGCGUACAGCCCUCACUCGUCCAUUGGCCGCAGUUUGUCCAUGCCACCACCACAAGACAGAUCGUCAGCUGCUGAUAAUGACCCCAUUGAUAAUUUAGAUAUCAAACCAGUAAGCCAUCGCAACUACCUCGACCCUGACCUGGAGAAAGCCAUCAAUGAGGUGCUGAGUUUUAAGCCUAUCAAGUUCAAGCGCACUAGCUUGGAAGACUCGGAGGGUGAGGAAGAAAAAUCCAAGAAUGAUGAAGACGACAGCAAAAGUAUCCGGAAUGGAGACACGACUCGCUCUGCCAGCAGUCUAAGACGCUCUGCAUCCGCUGUGGACUGCAUGAGAUCGGCCCGCAGUGCCAGCAGCUGCAGCAGUCGCCAUCGCAGCAAGAGCAGAGGCAAGAGUAAGAAAAAGAAAAGAAGCCACAGCUCCGAGUCCGACAGCUCAAGAGAUGAGCGCCGUCAUAGGAGCAGCUCCAAGAGGAGGUCCAAGAAGUCCAAGAAAAAGUCCAAGAAGAGGGAUCGAUCCUCUUCGUCUGAAUCGUCUUCUUCAUCUUCAGAUUCUGAGUCAGACUCCGAGUCAGAGUCCAGCUCUGGUGCCUCCACCAUCUCCUACCGAAGCUCCAACAGCGUGAAGAGGGCCCCAUCUCGAAAGGUUUCCAGCCCCGAGAGGGAAGAAGAAGCUGGGCCACAGGGCGAGAGCCAGCCCAUAAAGAAAAAGGAUGACAAGAAGAGGAAGAAGAAGGUGGACAGCCUGAUGAUGAAGUACCUGUACCGGCCGGACAGUGACUGAGGAAGGCACCCCCCUGGUCGAAGACACUACUACUUCAGUAGAUCUGAUGAAGAGGAGGAGGAAGAAGAAAAAGAAGAAGGCGGGGCGACCCAGGGCU
This is a messenger RNA of Seriola dumerili (greater amberjack), 7699 nucleotides long. Its product is annotated as unconventional myosin-XVIIIa-like. The coding region runs from base 100 to 7602 and encodes 2500 amino acids. Gene Ontology annotation, molecular function: ATP binding; protein binding; cytoskeletal motor activity. The transcript has 43 exons. The record is from RefSeq and is a predicted model, not a curated record. Gene Ontology annotation, cellular component: myosin complex. NCBI's taxonomy places the organism in Eukaryota, Metazoa, Chordata, Actinopteri, Carangiformes, Carangidae.